GCGGCGCGGCGGCGGCGGCGGGCAAGGCGCGGGCGCGGCCCUCGAGCGCGCCAACGCUCCCUCGCCGGAGCCCGCGGUGGCCCUGCGCGCGGCCCGCUCCCUGCACCGCGACCCGCACCCCGCCGGCCGAGCAUGGGCGCACGCUUCUCGCCGGGGCCCCGGGCCCGGGCCGGGCUCCUGCCGCCGCUGCUGCUGCUGCUGCUGCUCGGGCUGCUGGCCCCCGGCGCGCAGGGGGCGCGGGGCCGCGGCGGCGGCGAGAAGAACAGCUACCGCCGCACCGUCAACACCUUCUCGCAGAGCGUCAGCAGCCUGUUCGGCGAGGACAACGUGCGCGCCGCGCAGAAGUUCUUGACCCGGCUGACCGAGCGGUUCGUGUUGGGAGUGGAUAUGUUCGUGGAGACGUUGUGGAAAGUUUGGACAGAGCUCUUGGAUGUUCUUGGACUUGACGUCUCCAACCUGUCCCAGUAUUUCAGCCCGGCCUCGGUGGCCAGCAGCCCGGCCCGUGCGCUCCUGCUGGUCGGCGUCGUCCUCCUGGCCUACUGGUUCCUGUCUCUGACUCUGGGCUUCACCUUCAGCGCCCUGCACCUGGUGUUCGGCCGCUUCUUCUGGAUCGUGCGGGUCGUCCUGUUUUCCAUGUCCUGCGUGUACAUCCUGCACAAGUACGAGGGUGAGCCGGAGAACGCCGUGCUGCCCCUGUGCUUCGUGGUGGCCGUCUACUUCAUGACGGGGCCCAUGGGCUUCUACUGGCGCAGCAGCCCCAGCAGCCCCGGCGUGGAGGAGAAGCUGGAGCACCUGGAGAACCAGGUCAGACUGCUCAACAUCCGCCUCAACAGGGUGCUCGAGACCCUCGACCGCUCCAAGGACAAGUGACUGGCGGCCAGCCGGCGGGCGCCGCCUCCACCAGCGAGCUCUCUUGGAGGACAGAAGAGGAGGAGGAAACACAAAAACAAACCACCGAACCCCAAGCGAUCUUAAAUAAACAUGACUGGGCAAGAAAGUGGCGCUUUGUCAGGGUGUUUCCAGCCGCCCGCCAGCUCUUAGGACUGACGUUCCAAGAAGGAUGAAAAAGAUCGUGCGUGCAGAACGAUGCGCGGAGUGUCAUUAGUGGAAAAAAUAUUUUUUAAACAAAGGAUAUAAUCAUAUUUAGCUGUACAGUGAGAGAAAAUUUAUCUGUGCAUAGAGCAUAAAGUUAAUUUUUUCAAGCAUUGAAAUACAUCUUUUGUAAGGUUUUUUAAUAAAGGCAGAUUGAGUCGAGUUUAUUAAAACUUUACAUGGAGGGGGAGAAUAUGCUAAUUUGACAUUUUAGAAAAGUUUAAAUGCAAGCGUUUGUUUUUGCAGCUUAGGAAUUGGUGGAUGACGUCUGUGUGCGUUAGUUAUUUUCAUGUCCCAAAACUGUGAGCUUUAUUUUAUGUUAUUUUUGGUUGAUGUUGACUUAAUGAAUGUUGUCACUUCUCAAGGUGGGCAGUUGGGCCAGAGAUGACACCUGACCUCUUUUGUAUCCGAGUGACCCCCACCAAGCCCCAUCAGCCGUAUUUCUAAAUGGAGAAAUCAUUAUUUCUAGAAGACCUGAGGUUUUCUUCCUCCCUCUGUACUUUGAUGUAUUUUAACCUCAAUUUUUCGAAAAGGAAAAUGCAGGAAAGGGCAAAGAAAUGUCUACGUGAGUAAAGCACUGAAGAUACUCAAGAAUCUAUUUCAUGUCCCAAUGUCGCUGUCUGCCAGGUAGGCCCAGAUACAAAAGCCUUGGUGGGUUUUUUUCUUUGUUUCAUUUUGUUUCUGGUGGACUCAGGACCUUUGAAGGAAAACAAACAGCGGCUAACAACAUUUUCAAGUCUGUUGCUGCUUAUGAUGCAUUCUCAGCAACAAGCUGCAGCAAUACAAUAUACAAGCCUUGGAAAAGAUCUGAAUUGUUUUCCCUGAAGUCUUUACAACAUAUUUGUUGGGUGCUUGUCUGAAAUCCAUUGCAUCCUCAUUUUCAGUGGUUUCUAGGGGCAGAGGGUGGUGCACACAGAGAGGGCUCUGGCCGGGGCUGGUGGAAAUGCCCCUUUGCUAGGAGCCUGUUAGGAAGGGAAGCCCACCGCUUGCAGGACGUAGCCUUGAAGGCCGCUGGGGACUGAGGCUGUCUCUAGAGACCCCAGUCAGACUUGCUGGAACCAGACCUUAUGGGCUGGGUCUCAGUUUGGGGAAGACUUAGCUGUUUACCGAGUCUCGUGCGGAGUUUCUGUGAAGUUUCUUUUGGUUGCAAGUGUCUGGACAACAGAUACAGAUGUUUCUGAGGAUACUUCUGAAACUUCUUAAGGUGCACAUAAUGGGACCCAAACCCUCCUGGAUUUGGUUCACUUCCUAAAACACACACCUGUUCCCUAGGAUUUAACUUGAGCAGAUCUUUAUCCAUGGGCAUUUGGGAUGCAUGAUUUCUGGAUCGAAACCAGUCCAGUUUUGUCAUUUUGAUGCUUGCAGAUGAACCUAUUUUAGUGCAGCGUAUAAAUACCUUGGGGAGGUCAUCAUCAUCCUCUUUCCUUUUGUGUAUUUCACUGUCCCGUGUUCAGGUACGAAAAUAGAGCUUUGCUUUUGUUGGCCAGGGGGAGAGUGGCAUCCUGUGCACAGAGUCGGUGACUGCGGCCCUUGCCUUGGCUGCCCCGUUGUUUGUGGUCAUUGCAGGCUGCCCGAGUGUUGUCUUAGACUGUCAGCGGGCAUGGCCGAGUGUCCACUCCAUUCCUCCUUGCGCCUUCAUCCCUGAAACACGGAGGGAACUGUGUUCUCUUGAGAUCUACAUAGGACGAUCCUUUUAACUUGCAGUAAACGGAGGGAGGGACGUGUAGCCUGGGUGCUGGUGGAUUUGGACCUUAGACAUCCAUUGAAGAUCGCUGUCAAAGGAAUGUGCACCUUUUUGCUAAGUGUAGGCUCUGAAGCCAGUUUUGUAGUUAGAUCACACUCAAGUGGAAGAUGUCUUCAUUUUUAAUGAAAGAAGCUACAGUUAAGUUACUGAGUGUCACUUCAGGGCAGAACAUUAUUUGAAAUUCUGAUAGAAAUCCUAGAUGCCAGGUUUGAAGAAGUCUUGUUUUUUUAAUGCAUACAUCUCACUUUGGUUUUGGGCGUAUUCUUAACUCCAAAUAGCUGGGAUUUUACUUUCUCCUUUCCAUGGAAGCUUGUAGGGUAUUCAGCCCUCCCAUAUCUUUCUUUUUUCUCUUUUGUAUGUGGAAAAAUGUAUUUUUGUACCAUAUCUCAUACCUUGAAGAGAAAACUUUUUUAUAUCUUCAGGGCUGUAGAGUAUAUUAAUGCAGCACUUCACAGAAUGCGAUAUAAAAACAUUCUGAUGAAAACUGUGGAUCUGUUGUAAUGAAGACUCAGUUUUUAAUAUCUUAAAUUUGAUCAGUGUUAACUUCCCAAUGCUUCAGUAUCACAAUAAACACUGGCUUUACUGAGAACAGAAAAUCAUCUAGAAAAUAAAAAGGACCAACCACGCCCCAGUGCUGGGUUUGUGUGGAUGUGUUAGGGUUGAUGUUCCGGGACCUCUUCCUCGACAAAGAUGCUUUCGUGGCACGUGAGCCUUGCCUGAGCAGGCUCUCCGGUACCAGUCAGCUCUCCUUGCCUUUUGGUUCCUUUUGCUUCAGAGCUUAGCCCCCACGCCAUUUCCGGUAACAGCACAGCAGCAGAAUUCCUUGACAGCAGGCCCUUGCGCCUGGGUCGUGAUUCAUAAAGGGGAGGUGAAUGCAAUGGAAAGGCCACACAAAGCCGGUCUCACACAGGGCUCAGGAAGCAGAAACAUCAGGGAACUGGGACAAUGUCGUUAGGGCCAUGGCGGCGGGAAGUGACCAAGAGGGGCCACCCCCUAUCGGGUACUCAGUAAGAACAUGCAGGUUGGGGUCUGUAGUUGGGAAGAUUAUAAUGUGACUGUCGCACGCCUAAAGGGCUGCCUUGCAGGGAAGAUAGAAACACCUCUGGUUGCCCGUCUGGCCCUGGGACUCGGCAGAGGUGCAGAGUGGUCAAGAAUCACAGGUGUCUGAUGGCUGACACAGAACCUAGACAUUGUUAAUACAACUUGUCACUAGUGGGAAUCCUGACUUGCUUCAUUUCUGUAAUCCCUGCUACUUUCUAAGAUGUCCUUGAUAAAUGACAUCUGCCUUACUGGUUGACACCUGCUAACUUCUCCCUGAUGGGUUUCGAAUUAGCUGACUUACCCAAAAUGCCAGCCCUUGCCAUCCAACUGGUGUUUUUCUUUCUUUCCUUUCCUAAAGAAACCAGUGGGUAGUUUUAGACCAACUGGUAUUAAAAGGAAUUCCUAAGGCUGCUAAGGUGUCAACCACCCCACUCCAGCUUUUUUUUUUUAAUGCUAUGUCACCUGCAAAAAUUUUAUUUAUGGCCAUGUGAAUAGCUGGACUUUUGCUCCUCACUUGUGAAUAAUAGAAUUAUAUAUAUUUUGCAGGAUCUAAUGUAGUACCCUUAAAUGCAUAUUGGAUGACCAUCAAUGUCAUGUAUAGUAUCUGGUGUGAACAGACUUUAUUCAGCAUAUGGGAUUCUUCUGUGUUUUGUUCUUCCUUGAUAUGUAGGAGAUAACAGCAGUACCAGUUUUUUUCUUGUGGUGGCAUAAAAAAGUCGAUUGUCAUCUGCAUCAUCUGCUGAAAACCCGUGGCAGCUAAUGGUAUUAUGACCAUAUGUCCUAAUGUCUCUUUGCAGAUUUAAAGGUUUUAUUGUAGUGUCAACAUAAUAUCCGCAUGUGUGUUAAAUCUCUGAAUACCGUGUAAUUCAAUUGAUCUCUUGUGAUGGUGAUGGUGAUUAUUAGCGCACACUUAAAAUCCAGCAAAGCAAUUGUUUCCCUCUUCUUACCUGGAAAUCAUAUUUGUGAGGUAUGGUACCCAUUCUCAACUGCGUAUUCAUGGUUCAAUUCAUACUUUGUGUAUCUGGUUAUAAAUUUUGUAUAGCAUUUGCUUUGACACUUAAUAUAAAUUCAUUUGAUUUGAAUAUAAUGGUGUGUGUGUGUGUGUAUUUCAGUUCCAUGAGCCUUGGGAAGCUGAUUCUACAAAUAUCUUAUAUAGACAUAAAUGUAUCAGGCUUAUUUUCUUUUUCUUUUUUUUCUUUUUCCAAAGCAAUAUAUACAUUCCUCUUAUUUAUUAAAUCACUGGCUUUGGUGUUAUGUAGAGAUAUUUGUAGAUCUCAGAACAGAAUUACAAUAUUGUGCAAAUUACAACUUAAUAAAUGUUUAUUGUAAUUUUGUUGUACAGACUUUUAAAAUAUAUUUCAUCACUUCUAGCCAAA
Messenger RNA from Microcebus murinus (gray mouse lemur), 5253 nucleotides. RefSeq names its product BRI3 binding protein (gene BRI3BP). Gene Ontology annotation, cellular component: mitochondrion. The record is from RefSeq and is a predicted model, not a curated record. Lineage: Eukaryota; Metazoa; Chordata; Mammalia; Primates; Cheirogaleidae.